AUGAAUUAUGGACUUACUUCAGUCAAGCAUCUGUCACUGGAUGGCGAAUAUUUCUAUGAUAUAGACGCAAUCGAACGUAUAGAAGCUGCAUAUCCAAAUCUCGAAAUUCUGACAAUUAGAGUCGAGGGAAAUGAUUUCUUUCGGGACCUCAUUGAAUAUGACCCCCGUCUCGACUUUGAACCCAUAGAGAUAGAUUCAAGUUUCCUUGACAACCUAGCAGCCACGAUAUCCAAUGGAAAGGGCUGCCCGUCCAGGAAGGCACAGCGCUAUGGAGAAUUGAAAGACAAGUACAAUAAACACACAAAGCUUUUCGAUCGCACCAAGGGAAGAAACUCUGAGUAUUGGAAGCGAGUGAACAUGAGGGUCGUCUUGUUACAGAAGUCAGUCUGCAGUUGGCUUUGA
Molecule: messenger RNA, 402 nt
Organism: Botrytis byssoidea
Lineage: Eukaryota; Fungi; Ascomycota; Leotiomycetes; Helotiales; Sclerotiniaceae
Exons: 1
Coding region: 1-402 (133 amino acids)
Source: RefSeq, a predicted model, not a curated record